AUGAAGUCAAGGCGGUCAGAGCUAGUCCCAAAUCUAAAGCUUUCUGCCACCCAUUUUUGGCAAUGGCUAAAGCUAGCACUAGACGAAGUGAAGCAAGCCUGUUCUAGUGAAAUCAAAUCCACUAGCCCUGGCCCGGACUAUAUUACCCAGACUAUUAUUACCUAUACAUAUUUAGCAUGCCCUUCCCAGAUUUCACUCCUUUUUAAGACGCUAAACAACAAGCCAGACUAUAAACAGCCUAGCGCAUAUCAGCCGAUUUCACUUCUAAAUUGCCUAGGUAAAGUGAGUGAAAGGAUCCUAGCUAAGCGACUAGCUUACUUAGCUGAAACUACACCAAAUCUACUACAUCCUAGCUAA
Messenger RNA from Lachnellula hyalina, 357 nucleotides. RefSeq lists its product as uncharacterized. The transcript is spliced from 3 exons. Lineage: Eukaryota; Fungi; Ascomycota; Leotiomycetes; Helotiales; Lachnaceae. The record is from RefSeq and is a predicted model, not a curated record. Bases 1 to 357 code for a protein of 118 amino acids.